Messenger RNA from Synchiropus splendidus (mandarinfish), 3901 nucleotides. RefSeq names its product NLR family CARD domain-containing protein 3-like. Gene Ontology annotation, molecular function: protein binding. NCBI's taxonomy places the organism in Eukaryota, Metazoa, Chordata, Actinopteri, Syngnathiformes, Callionymidae. The transcript is spliced from 11 exons. The record is from RefSeq and is a predicted model, not a curated record. The coding region runs from base 152 to 3541 and encodes 1129 amino acids.
UUUGUGGUCUGUCAACACACUGUCAUAAAAGGCACAGUCAGAUUGUCAAAUCUCCUCAGUCACCAACUGGAAUGAAACACUCAGGAUUGAGACUAACUUCAGAGUUGAUCUGCAACAUAUUGGGUCCAGAAGAACUGAGCUUAACUUCAAUAUGGACCAGAGACUGAAGAGAGGAGACUUGCUCACAGGUGAAGACUCUGCUGAGACUAGGGGCAGAGAAGAGGGAGAUCCCCCAUCUAAACAACCUUGGUGUGGGGACUAUGAUGACCAGACCAGUCCUUGGAGACCCAAGCUGCAGCCAGAGCCACCUGGACCUGGGCAAAGCUGUGUGUCUUUGAAGAGCGAUCACUCGAUGAGUAGACCGAUUGACUUCAGAGGAGGAGCGGAGUCUUCAGGUCUGAGAGUGGAUCACCACGUCUCAGAGCAUCUCAGUCAACAACAUCUCUCACAUCUGGAGUCCACCCGGACGCGGCUGGAGGAGAAGUUCCUUGGCUAUGUAGACAGAGUCUGGAGGCUUCUGAGGCCAGGUGACCCAGAACCUCCAGAGGCUGAGAAAGAAGGGAAAGGGAAUAGCAUCAUGGAGGAAAUUCUGAGGAUUGCUGUUCAUUUCCUGAAGGACAUGGAGGAGGAGGACCUGGCCGAACGUCUGUGGAGCAGAAGUCAUGCUGCUGAUUGUGGACGUCGACUGAAGAAGAGGCUGCAAAAGAAGUUCCACAGUGUGUCUGAGGGGGUCCCUAAAGCAGGAAACUCUGUCCCCCUGAAUCAGAUCUACACAGAGCUCUACAUCACUGAGGGGGGCACAGACCAGGUCAACCAGGAGCAUGAGGUCCGACAGAUCGAAGCAACAACCAAGAACCAGACCAGAGCAGAAACAACCAUCAAACAAGAAGACUUCUUCAGAUGUGCAGAUGAAACAGAACGACCAAUCAGGAGCCUGCUGACGAAGGGCGUCGCAGGCAGUGGGAUGACCCUCCUGAUCCAGAAGCUGACUCUGGACUGGGCUGAAGACAAAGCCCACCACAACUUCCAGCUCAUGUUUCCAUUCACCUUCAGAGAGCUGAACCGACUGAAAGAGAAGAAGUUGAGUUUGGUUGAACUUGUUCAUCUCUUCUUUCCUGAGGCCAAAGAAUCAGGACUCAGCAGCUUUGAAGGAGUCCAGGUUCUGUUCAUCCUGGACGGUCUGGAUGAGUGUCGACUCCUUCUGGACUUCAACAGUCGGGUCCUGACAGACGCUACAGAGUCCACCUCAGUGGACAUCCUGUUGACCAACCUCAUCAGGGGGAACCUGCUUCCCUCAGCUCGCCUCUGGAUCACCUCACGACCUGCAGCAGCCAAUCAGAUCCCUCCUGAGUGUGUGGACAUGGUCACAGAGAUCAGAGGGUUCACCGACCUUCAGAAGGAGGAGUACUUCAGGAAGAGGUUCAGAGAUGAAGAGCAGACCACCAUCAUCUCUCACAUCAGGAGAUCACGAAGCCUCUACAUCAUGUGUCACAUCCCCAUCUUCUGCUGGAUCACUGCCACAGUUCUGGAGGACAUGUUGAAGAGCAGAGAGACCAGAGAGCUGCCCAAGACCCUGACGGAGAUGUACAUCCACUUCCUGGUGGUUCAGGCCAAAGUCAAGAAGCUCAAGUACCAUGGAGGAGCUGGGACAGACGAGGUCUGGACUCCUGAGACCGGGGAGAUGAUUAAGUCUCUGGGAAAACUGGCUUUUGAGCAGCUGCAGAGAGGAAACUUGAUCUUCAAUGAAUCAGACCUCACAGAGUGUGGCAUUGAUAGCACAGCUGCUUCAGUUUACUCAGGAGUGUUCACACAGAUCUUCAGGGAGGAGACAGGACUGUACCAGAACAAGGUCUUCUGCUUUGCCCACAUAAGUCUUCAAGAGUUCCUGGCUGCCCUUCACGUCCACCUGACCUUCAGCAAAUCUGGGGUCAACCUGCUGGACCUUCAAAAUCCCUCAGAGACUGAGGUAAAACCUGGUCUGAAACAGUUCUACCAGUCAGCUGUGGUCCAGGCCCUGGAGAGUCCUAAUGGACACCUGGACUUGUUCCUGCGCUUCCUCCUGGGUCUUUCACUGAAGACCAAUCAGAAUCUUCUGAGAGGUUUGUUGACACAGACAGGAAGUAGCUCCUGGACAAACAAGAACAUAUCAGAGCUCAUCAAGAAGAAGAUAAGUGAGGAUGUGUCUCCAGAGAGAACCAUCAACCUGUUCCACUGUCUGAACGAGUUAAAUGUCACGUCUCUGGUGGAGAAGAUCCAACAGCAGCUGAAAUCAGGACGUCUCUCCAGACGUCUGUCUCCCGCUCAGUGGUCUGCUCUGGCCUUCAUCCUCCUGUCCUCUGAGGAACAGAGGGACGUGUUUGACCUGAGCCAAUACUCUGCGUCAGAGGAUGUUUUUCUGAGACUGCAGCCUGUGGUCAGAGCUUCAAACAAUGUUCUGCUGAGAAGCUGUGGACUGUCAGAGAGAAGUUGUCCACUUCUGUCCUCAGUCCUCAGCUCCCCGUCCUCCAGGCUGACACACCUGGACCUGAGUGACAACCAGCUGCAGGAUUCAGGAGCGAAGCUCCUGUGUGCUGGACUGGAGAGUCCACACUGUCACCUGGAAACUCUGAGGUUGAGACUCUGUGGCCUGUCAGAGAGCAGUUGCCCGUCUCUGUCCUCAGUCCUCAGCUCUCCGUCCUCCAGUCUGACACACCUGGACCUGAGGGACAACCAGCUGCAGGAUUCAGGAGUGAAGCUCCUGUGUGCUGGACUGGAGAGUCCACACUGUCACCUGGAGACUCUCAGUCUGUCAGGGUGUCUGAUCUCAGAGGAAGGCUGUGCUUCUCUGGCCUCAGCUCUGAGAUCCAACCCCUCCCAUCUGAGAGAGCUGGACCUCAGCUACAAUAAUCCAGGAGGACCAGGACUGGAGCAGCUGUCUGCUGGAGUGGAGAGACCAGACUGGAGGCUGGAGACUCUCAGGGUGGACCACAGUGGAAAACAGAGGUUAAGACGCAGUCUGCUCAAGUAUGUCUCUCCUCUCACACUGGACCCAGACACUGCCCACCAGCGCCUCCUACUGUCCGACAACCACAAGAGAGUGAGACACGUCAGAGAAGACCAGGAGUAUCCAGAACAUCCCGACAGGUUUAUCGAGUGUGAGCAGCUGAUGUGUCGAGAGGUUCUCAUUGGUCGAUGUUACUGGGAGGUGGAGUGGAGAGGAAGAGUCCGGAUCUCAGUGACUUACAGGAGAAACAGAAGAGAUGCCGAGUGUCUGUUUGGAGACAACGAUCAGUCCUGGAGUCUGGACUGCUCUCAUGGUGGUUAUUUCGUCUCUCACAAUGGAAAGGAAACGGUGAUCCGGUCCAGCUCUGUCUCUAAGAGAGUUGGAGUGUUUGUGGACUGUGCAGCUGGAUCUGUGUCCUUCUACAGGGUCUCCUUCGACGCGCGGGACCACCUCCACACCUUCUUCACCUCCUUCACUCAGCGACUGUACCCAGGCUUCUCACAUUGCCCUGAGUCUUCCGUGACUCUGUGUGACUUGACCUGGGCAGCUGCUGUGUAGUGUGUGCAUGCUGUUUUCCAUGUUAGAAUAUGUUUGUUCUGCUGUCCAUGAGACACCACUGUAAACAAUGUAUUGCACAUGACAGGGCUGUCGAUGGCGCAGUGAUAGCCUCCAAAUAAACCACCUAAGAUCAACAAUAUCACAGGGAGCAAAGUGAAAGACGCUGGUGUGGAGGACGGCAGUGCUGAGCUGCUCAUACGUCACUUGUGAUUGGAAACACAUGAUGACCUCAGCAAGUGUUGUCUCAACGCUUAGCUUCAUUUUCUUUGUGCUGAGCUGCUUUGUCAUUAUAUUUGCUGCUUUGAUGAACUUAAUAUUGUCUUUUUUUUGAGAAAUUCAAAGUUUCCAACAGCUAUUAAA